GAGAGUUUCGCGAGUUUCAUCAACGACGCCCCACCACAAAUGGUUUUAAAUGGUUUAGCUGCGCUAUAACCCACACAACCACAGCCUAUUUCCUCUCCGCUGUACCCCUUAUCUUACGUCCCUCGCCCCUCACAGCUUCGGGCGCUAGACAGAGACAGUUGUUCACUGUACUUGGGUUUCUGAACUAAACAGUUGCAUGUUUCUCGCUGGAAAGUUUCGUUACCGUAACGAAUAGAAUUCAACUCAUUAUAAUUCACGAUAAAUAAUAUUACGCCGGUCCUUAGUGAAUCUAUUUUCGAUAAUUAGUUUAGUGAUAUAUCAGUGACAUUUUAUUGGAUAGUAGAUACAACUAGUGGAUAAUUUUUGAAGUGAUUGCCAAAGUUGUUUGCUCGAACUGUUAACAAUGCUUUCACAAAAUGUUAUCUUCACAACAAACUACAAGCGCUUCCAAUAGUGAUUCUGAUGACGAUAUUUCUCCACUUCGCUGCUGGGAUUGCAAUAUAAACUUUACCAACAAACAUUUUCUAUACGCCCACCUUUUCCACCAUAUUAAACAGCCUUACGUCGUCCUGGACCGCGCUCAGUUGCCUCCAUUAAAAAUCACCCUAAAAAGCAAGAGCGGUAACAGCUUCGAGAUCAUCAGUUCACCACAGCAGCAGAGCUCGCCGCUCAAUAAUAAUCCCGAUACGACAGAUAAACCGCCAACCAGCAAUCUGGCAGUUAUAAAAGAAGAAUUGGAAAGCGUGGAUGAAAGUUCCAAACAGGAAAAUGUUGAAAAUCAGCCUGAUAAACCACCUGCUCCAUCCGAUGCUGUAUCAGAGGAACCUACCGUUGAUCAUUUGACAAAUGAUCUGGAUAUAGACGAUACCAUUUUAUCGCCCAAUUUUGAUGGCAUCGAAGAAAUUAAUCGUGAAUCUCCAAAUGCCACUAAUAAUAGUUUAUCUCCUACCCAGAAGACCACGGAUACUAUUGCGACAGGCAACUCCAACAGCGAAAGCAGUACAUCGGAUUAUGGAAGUAUACCUGGUGCAGAACCUACACCACCUCCAGAACCUACACCACCUCCAGAACCUGCAGCCGUAGAGUAUCCCAAAAUAAGAAUUAAGACCACCGGUUUGCUUAAAGAACCAUUAACUAUAACGGAGAUUACCGAUGACAACCCAAAAGGAGAAUCAACUUACAGAAACUCGGAUAACGAAAAUAACACAUCAGAUUAUACUAGAAGAAUACCGGCAGAACCUACACCGCCUCCGGAAUCUGCCAAUGGAGAUUAUCCAAAAAUCAGGAUUAAAACUUCCGGUUUACUUAAAGAUAUCUAUGAGCCCAAUAAAAAUUACACUCAAAAUUCAGAGUCGUCGAAUAUUUGGUCAUCAAAUUCAAAUUUAGAAGAUCCUUUGAAGUUGCCAGAUAACGACGAUAAUAAUAUACUUUCUUUAUUCAAUAACAAUGAGAGAGCUAAAGAUUUGGGUUUUCACUCAAGUGACAGUGAGUAUAUUUCACUGGAUAGGUUGGAAGAUCGAAAUAGAGGAGCCAUGCAAUUAUACAAUCCCACUACCAGUCAAAACUCGAGUCCAUUGGAUUCUCUUACCGGCUUACCAAUGCAAGCUUUGGCUCAGCAAGUAUCACGAUUACAGUCUUCUUCAAGUGGAAUGCACCAGCAGAAUGUAUUAAUCAAUAUCCAGCAGUUCCCUUCUGGACCUCCUCAACCAUCUUAUCAACCACCACCGAUGUACCCAUAUCCACAACCCAUGCACCAGCCAUAUCAAUACCAGGCGUCUUACAGGCCACCAAAUCCAAUUUAUUACCCACCCGGUCCACCUGGUUACCCACCUCAACAUAUGCCACCCCCACCACAACCUCAAAUGCCGCAAAUGGGACAACCACCCAUGAAUCAACAACCAAUGAAUCAACCUCAGAUGGGUCAACCACCAAUGAAUCAAAAUCAAAUGCCGCCAUCUUCCCAACCACAAAAUAUGAAUCCACCUAUUUCACAACCGUCUACACCAUAUAGGCAACCUAUGCCUGUACGUCAGCAAGCACCAAGACCACCACAGCCAGCAAAUAGAAUGCCAAAUCCGCCGAGACCACCAAUGGCUCAACGUCAACCUGUGACAAGACCCAGAGCACCCAUGGUACGACCGAGAAGUGCCACGGGUAUGACGGCGGUAAGGUCUGUCAGACCAAGAAUGGCUACUCCUCAAAAUGGCGUUCGGCCUCAGGUGACACCUGUCAAACGUACACCCGAACAAGCGCAGCAGCUACAAGCGAAAAAGAAGAAAUUCGAUCUGCUUACACCAGAUAAAGAUGACGAUGAUUGUCAGGUGAUUUGUAUGCAACCGAAAAACACUGAUGGAGGGUUACCACAAAUUGAAAGUGUACAAGGUGGUACAUCUGAACCGGCCGAAAGCAGUAUUAUGCAUCUAUCGGAUUCGAUAACGUUGAGCGUUAGAAACCCACCUCCAAAACCAGUUGAGAAUCCUAAAAAAUCCGACGCUAAAGCCGUAGCGAAUAUAUUGGCAACAAGAGGUAUAACUGUUACUGCCACCGCCAAACCUAAAGAAACUCCAAGAGAAACUCCGCAAAAACCUCCAUCGCCUAUUCCGACAUCUUUAAAUCUAAAUGGAGCCGUCAGUAUUAUUCCCGCAUCGAAAACCAAUGGAAAUUCGAAGCCCCCUGGCAACGAAAAUCUACCGACUGUAGAUUUGACGGACGAUACACCGUCAGCUCCUCAACCAUCAGCUGUUUCUCCGCAGAAACAAAGACAAGGACUUCCGUACCGUUGCGACCUUUGUCCCGCUCAAUAUCCGAACGCAAUAGGUCUCAAUAAACAUCGUCAAACUUACCACAAAACGAACAGCGGUAUGGCGGAAUUGGGAAUACCAGUUAUUAAUCUGAAAACGCCGGGUAUUAUGCAAAAAUUGACAACGAUGGGUAUUUGUAAUUACAUCCCUUUGCCGUCGCAGGGCGCCGAUGGUACAUUCGCCGUACCGAUAAUCAACAGCAGAAACGCAUCAAAUGUUUCAAAUAUUGGGUGUACGACAAUGAUUUCUUUAGGUCCAAUCAGGAGUAUACCAAAGCCACAAAAUAAUAAUGUAAAUAAACAGGUGAAUAAUACUCAAAAAUCUUAGGUUAUGUCUGAAGGAAAGAAAAUAGAAUAAGAGAGAGCACUGUUGAAACAAUUUAGAAUUUUGUUAUAUUCAUACUAUGAAUUCAAUUUAAUUUAUAUAUUAAAAUAAAAAAAUAAAACUGUGUUCUGUGAAUACUUAUUGUAUAUAUUGUAUAUUUAUAUUUGUAAGGUGUGUAUUAAUUUUUGUAAUAGGUGUAGAUGUUUCCGUAUUGAACAAAAUGAGAAUUUUUAUAGAUGUAAUAAACAUUCUCCGAUUGCAUUAACGAGAUUACUAAUGUGUUGAUUUGCUUUGUCGUUCUUCUCUCCUCUAAAUAACGUGGAAAUAUGUAAUUUUACUACUUUAUUAGAUUCGUGGAUCUUCAUUUGUUGGUAGCUUACAGAAUUUGAUAAUGUCCAUUAAUUAGUUACCUCGUAAUUUUCCUUCCAAUAUUAACUCCUAUGUUUUGGUAACAUACCUCUUAACUUAUGAUUGUAACUACAAGCAAGUAGUUCACAAGUUAAUGGAACGAUGAAUGAAUACGUGGAUUAAAAUUAAAGUCCAUUCUUAAAGAUAAUCUUUAUACUAUUUUUUUUGGACAAGUGGGUAAACCUUAUUACACUCUAGUAGUUCGAGUGGUGCUUAUCGUGUGGAGAUACCCGUGGAUAUUGAUCUUAAACUUCAUCUAUUGAUUUAACAGAAGUCCCAUAGUAGUACUAAUACUACAAAAUUCCUUACCACUUACUAGAUUUCUCUCAUUUAACUUCUUCAUAUACUGGGGACAGGCAAGUCGUAAAUUAGGACAUAUAUAGCACAUGUGAGGUAGCGUGACACGGAAGACAAGACUCGUACAUGUUACAUGUGCUGUGUGGUGAUCCGCAUAUUGAGACACGCGUUUUCAAAUAGAAAACGGUAGGGUUUGAAUUUGAGUGGUAGUUCGCGACUAGCCGACGUUUUUGACAAUCGAAUAAAACAAGGUGUUAUUAUUGAAUUUAAGUUCUGAAUCAGAAUCGGAUGAAGCUGAAGAGGAAAUAUUUUAUUCCUUGAUUAGGAAGAAAUUUAAAUCAUCUAAUAAAUUUACAAUUACAACUAAAAUGAGUGAUACUGAUUUCCGAGUGAAUCGAAACCAGUUUGCUGAAGUACAUGAGAUGAUGAAGUAAUGCGCAGAAGUGAAUCGUAACUUCAGUUUCGUCUUCAUAUAACCACCAUUUUUUCUAUCGUCAAACUUUCUGUGUUCCCUUACCGCCUCUAUUGUCUUUUCUUCUGUCAGUUUUCGUAAAAAAGUUAAAGAAAAACUUGCUUGUCACCCACACGUGUAGCAUAGCAAACUGUCUGAACUACAGUGGGACAGGUCUGUGAGUUCACGCGUGUCGUGUCAGGUGUUAUGCUGCAUCACCUCACCCAUGCAUAAGGAGUUACCAGGAACAGUUGUUAUGAUAAGGAUUAGCUUUUAUAUCAUUUCAUAGUUAGUCGAGGUAUGUUUGGUUGUUUCUAACCGGGUAUACACUCUCUUCUCUCAAUAUUUUACAUAUUUUUUAUUAUCUUCAGGUUGAAUAGGUUUUAUCAUUUAAUUGAUCUGAAUAUUCACAAAAACAACAAGAAAAUGGAUCUGAUACUAAAAAAUCUGUUAAAGGGUAUUUUUAUUUUGCAUCCACUUAUCGAUAGAUGGUAUGACAAAAUACAAAGAGUCCUUAAUGAUUCACUAACAAUAGAACGUUGUCUAGAUGUGAGUGCUAGAUCAGUGUGUCAAUGAGGACUCUUCAAUUUCAGUUAAGCUGUCUAUAAAGAAAUUUGCAAAAGUAUUUAAAAAAAAUGGGUUGGGAAAUAAACGAUGUAAGCAUAACAAUAAUUUACCACUUAGAAAAUCUCCUUAAUGUUAUCCAAUUUUUUUGUUAUUCCUACAGACUGAUUUUAGUUUAAAAGUGCAAUCUACAUGAUUUAGUUAAGUAUUUUUGUAUUUUUUGUCGUUAAAUUCGAAUAAAUAUUUUUUUCAUAUUU
Diorhabda sublineata is the source of this 5102-nucleotide messenger RNA. Its product is annotated as cell surface glycoprotein 1-like. NCBI's taxonomy places the organism in Eukaryota, Metazoa, Arthropoda, Insecta, Coleoptera, Chrysomelidae. Bases 417 to 3128 code for a protein of 903 amino acids. The transcript has 12 exons. The record is from RefSeq and is a predicted model, not a curated record.